Molecule: messenger RNA, 2218 nt
Organism: Rhinolophus ferrumequinum (greater horseshoe bat)
Lineage: Eukaryota; Metazoa; Chordata; Mammalia; Chiroptera; Rhinolophidae
Gene: C2H3orf52
Product: chromosome 2 C3orf52 homolog
Exons: 6
Coding region: 89-742 (217 amino acids)
Source: RefSeq, a predicted model, not a curated record
UUGAGAGUGAGCCACCCAAGGACUUUGCCCCCUCUCUGAUGCGUGCCGGCUGUUUCCCGGCGGGCUGUGUAGUCCUCCUCUGCUGUCCAUGGAAGGCGCCAGGCCCCCAUCGCCCGAAGAUGAGCUGGAGCUCUCAGUGCUCGAGGGGCAGCCAGAUGAGCAGACGCCUCUUAAUGGAGCCGCCCAGGUCAUCCCUUUUUCGGCGGAGGACCCCUGUCCAGCCCAGGCUAACCAGAAAAGCCCUUGGAGCUCCUGUAAUAGGAAUUUGAUCGGAAAGUGUAAACUCUGGAUGGUCAUCGCCUCCAUUUUCCUAGGUCUCGUUAUAGUGAUCAUCAUAAGCUUAUUUCUUUUUGGAGUAACUUACAUCGAUGAAGAUGAAAAUGAAAUACUUGAGUUAUCAUCAAAUAAAACAUUCUUGGUCAUGCUGAAGAUUCCAGAGGAGUGUGUUGCUGAAGAGGAAUUGUCUCACCUGCUCAAGAAGAGGCUCACAGAUGUGUACAGUUCAUCCCCGUCUCUGAAUCGUUAUUUUACUUCGGUGGAAAUCGUGGACUUCAGUGGUGAAAAUGCCACCGUAACCUACCACCUGCAGUUUGGGGUUCCAUCAGGAGAUGACAGUUUCAUGAAGUAUAUGAUGAGUGAGGAGUUGGUGCUGGGCAUUUUGCUGCAGGAUUUGCAUGAUCAGAACAUGCCUGGUUGUGAGACUCUGGGGCUUGGUCCAGAGUCCCUCUUGGUCUACGAGUGAAGUGGUGGAGGCUGGUCUGUGCCUGAAAGCAGUGCUUCACUGAAUUGUGGGAUGAAGAGAUUCAUGCCGUUUUACAGAAAAGAUCCUGUGAAUUCACACAGAAGGACUAGAAAUGAGUAGCAGGGUAGACAGGGUCCUUUUUCUCCUGAUUCUGCACAGUGAUGACGUCCAGCACAGUUGCACUGGAGAGCUCCAGCCAGUUGCAGUUGUAACAAAGACGGAAGCCAGAUGGGGAAGGGGUGACUGGGUGGCUGGGUGAACCUUGCCUUGUGAGGUUACCGCUAUUCUUGAAGCAGUAGCUGCCUCCUGCACAUGGACACCUUCUCUUUAGGGCUGGGGUGGCCUUUCAGGAAGAAUCCUGCCAACCUGUGCCAGUGGAGAGAGCUCAGGAGAGGCAGGCAGUGAGGUGAGGGAGAAUCGGGCCACUUGCUCACUGAAAUCCUGCUCCCACUCACCAUAUAUUUGAUCUACCUCUAAGCAAGCCUGUGAGGAAGAGGAAGGCACUUUACAAGACGGAAGCAGCAUGGUUCUGUGGCUACUGAUAUGACCUGUACCUCUGUAUCUUAGCAACCCAUCCAUAGGCUUGCUAGGUGGCACAUCACCCACCGUUACUGUGUUACAUACAGCUGCAGAAAUAAGAUGUGUGUUUCUUAAUUACUUUGCAUCUCCUCAUUUUUCCUGUGACUCCUGAGCACCUCUUUUAGAAACAUGGUUCCCUGUGAGUUUUGAACACACUGUUAUCAUUUUGGAUAGUUUUUCCAUGUGUGUUUUCACAGACUUCCGUCAGGGAAUCAUUAAGACGGCUUACCAUCUGCUAUAGCUAUUACACAUUGGCUUUUCAUUGUCCAGUGUUAAUAGCCUUUCUGUAGGACUCAGUGCCUUCAGGCAUUGAUUGUGGGUCUUGUUGAAGAUAGCUGUGAAACAGGAAGAACCAUUCUCUGAAAUAAACAGAAACUUCAUGCUAAUUCAUUUGCACGGUGGGGGCGAUAUCAGUGAUUGUAUCGGUCAUUUGCAGAUAGAGAAUCGCCUGUCAUGAAAGAACAGAGUAUUUGGUUUGUUGGGAAAAUUGUUUUGCUGGAAAUUUUCCAGGAGAAAGAGUUUUGUGGUCCUAUAACAAGCGCUCCUUAGUCCUGAUAUCUCAGUUGUUGGCCUGGGGUGGAAGUUAGUAUGUGGGCAGCUAUGUAUGGGGAUGUACCCGUGUGUGUCUCAGGUAGGUUUGCUUUGAGCUCUUAAUGACCCAGGACUCUGGAUAAUGUGAACUUUGUUUCUUAUUUAAAUAGAAGAUGCAUUUAUUGUAACUCAGUGUCUCAUUUUGAGGAUACUAGUUCCUUAAACUAGUGAAACAGGUGAAUUUUCCUUCUUCCUCUUUAGUUUUUACACAUCAUAUGUAAACGUCAGUGUGUUUGUACUUUUUAGAAAAUAAUGAAGAACUUUAAUGGAAAAGGAUUUAAAAAUAUUUACAAUAAAUUAUUGUUG